This is a messenger RNA of Pediculus humanus corporis (human body louse), 756 nucleotides long. RefSeq names its product protein rolling stone, putative. Bases 1 to 756 code for a protein of 251 amino acids. The record is from RefSeq and is a predicted model, not a curated record. Gene Ontology annotation, cellular component: membrane. Lineage: Eukaryota; Metazoa; Arthropoda; Insecta; Psocodea; Pediculidae. The transcript has 5 exons.
AUGCAAUAUUCAAGUGUUAAAGUUAAAAUACGAUCAUCCGGAAGAAUUUGUUUAUUGUCACUGUCAUGGAUAGUGUAUAGAGCGGUUAUGGCCGCAUAUUUUUUGACAUCUUAUUUAUAUAUAUUGCCGUAUAAUAAAGAAACAGAUGAAUCUUGGUUGAAAUUUUGUUGUUUUUUAACAAAUUGGACGUACACAGUAGAAACAAUAUAUUUUCAAUUUGCUUGCAUUACAGUUAGCAUCGCAGCUUAUAAUGGGAAAAAAAAACCGGAUGAGGAUCCGAAAAAAACAAUGCCAUGCUAUUAUAAAUUAUUAUGGAUUAUUUAUACGGUUGUUUUAACGGGAGCAUGUUCUGUCACAAUAAUAUUUUGGUCAACUUUAUACGAUCCGGAGGUAGAUUCAGUGAAUGCAACGAAUAUAAUGACACACGUAUUUAAUAGUAUAUUUAUACUAUUGGAAGUAUCAUUGGUAGCACAUCCGACGAGACUUAUACAUUUUUACAUGCCCAUAUGUUAUGCAUCUAUUUAUGCUGUAUUCAGCUUAUUGUAUCAAGUUUUUUGGCCAGAGGGAUUCGAAAACUCUGAGUAUAUAUAUAAAAUUUUAGACUGGAAAUAUCCUGGCGAAGCUUUAGUGACUUGUGCAGGUGCAACAUUAUGUUUAAUAACUAUUCAUACGUUAUUCGUUUUAGUACACUUGUUUAAAAUAUGGUUAAAAAAUAGGUUGAAUAAGAAAAAACAAGAGGAUACAACAAACGUGUAG